AUGAGCUGUCUCGGGAUUUUCAUCCCCAAGAAGCACCGGCAGCGGUUCGACGAGGUGGUGUCGCAGAGCCUGAUCAGCAAGCUCUGCCGCUCCAAGAGUGAGCACCACAGCAACCGGCUGCGGCGGAGCCGGAGCGAGGACCACCAGGAGAGGCUGCUGGUCUCCACCCGUGCCAGCUCCGUGCCCCGCAGCCACGAAGAGGUCAGCAAGAGCCUGAGGAAAACCACCUCGCUCAUCACCAGCAAUGUGGCCACAGGGGCUGCCCGCAGAACCGUGCGAGUUUACAAAGGCAACAGAAGCUUUGGCUUCACGCUGCGUGGCCAUGCCCCGGUGUGGAUUGAGUCUGUUCUGCCAGGCAGCCCAGCUGAGAAGGCUGCUCUCAAAGCUGGAGACAGGAUUCUCUUCCUCAAUGGUCUGGACAUGAGGAACUGCUCCCAUGACAAGGUGGUGUCGAUGCUACAGGGCAGUGGGGCCAUGCCCACCUUGGUGGUGGAAGAGGGGAUUGUCAACUUCUCCAAUGACUCUGACUCUGCUGACUCCCUGAGCAGCUCCUCCGCCCUCACCUCCCUGCAGUGGGUUGCAGAGAUACUCCCCUCUAGCAUCAAGAUCCAAGGAAGGACCUUCACCCAGCAGCUGGAGCACCUGCUGACUCCCCCAGAGCGUUAUACCAUCUGCAAAGCACUGGAAGGCUUCUUCCAACAUCGGAACAUUGACACUCUGAUCGUGGACGUGUACCCAGUGCUGGACACACCAGCCAAGCAAGUCAUUUGGCAGUUUAUCUACCAGCUGCUGACCUAUGAAGAGCAGGAGCACUGCCAGCAAAAGAUUGCCAGGUUUCUUGGUUACAAGUCUUUGGCAGAGCCUGAACAUGAGGUCACUCUGAGCUCUGAGCCAGAAGCUGAGGAGCGGUACCGCAGCUCCGUUCGAGGGACCUCCCUGUGCCGGGGCAGCCUCCGAACCCCCCGCCCUGAGGAAGGGGGAGCAGCAAGCCAGAGUGACACUGUGGAGGUCCCUGUUCGCUUGAUCCCUGGAGAGAGACAGGCUGGUGAUGGCACAUCCCUCCCAGAGACACCCAACCCCAAAAUGAUGUCAGCUGUCUACGCUGAGCUGGAGAACCGCCUGAUUGGCAGCUUUGCUGGCAAGAUGGGAAACACUGCCCUGCACAGAGCAUCACCUCCUGCCCCAGAGCUGGCACAUGCUGCAGGUGCUCGCAAGGCGGGGAUGGGGCUGUCGUGGCCGAGCGAGGCGCUGGGCUCCCAGCAGUGCUACUACCGGCUGCACAGCAGCGUGGCCUCCCCGUGCAGCACCGAGUCCAACCCCUACGUCAGCCUGGACAGCAGCCCGGCCCCGUCCCCCAAGCACCGCCACUACUCCCUCAGCCCUCUGACCAGGAGGAAGAAGCUCUUCACCUUCUCCAGGCCACCUCGCAGCCGCGACACUGACCGCUUCCUGGAUGCCCUGAGCGAGCAGCUGGGACAUCGAGUCACCAUCGUGGAUGAUUUCCUCACCCCUGAGAAUGACUAUGAGGAGAUGAGUUUCCAUGAUGACCAGGGCAGCUAUGUCACCAAUGACGUCAGCAGCAGCGAGUACAUCAGCAGCAGUGAUGAGGGCAGCUCCCUGACCUACUCCACGCUCUCAGACCACAUCCCCCCUCCACCACUCAGCCCCCCACCUCCACCACCCCCUCUGCAGUUCCACGACCCCCAGACUGUCCCCAGCAAGGCAGAAGCCACCAAGGCUAGCACGGCACCUGCCCCUAAAUCCCUUGUGGGCCACCUGCACCCCAUCCCACCCCCUCCACCCCCGCCCCCCCCACCCCCAGUGCCCUGUGCCCCACCCCUGCACCGGGGGCUGCUGCACCGCCGGAGCGAGUCCAACCACAUGAGCGUCAAGAGGCUGCGGUGGGAGCAGGUGGAGAACUCAGAAGGAACCAUCUGGGGACAGCUUGGGGAAGACUCAGAUUAUGACAAGCUGAGUGAUAUGGUCAAAUACCUCGACCUGGAGCUGCACUUUGGGACGCAGAAGCCUACAAAGCCAACUCUCAUGCCUGAAAACUUUAAAAAGAAAGACGUGGUUGAGAUUUUGUCCCACAAAAAGGCCUACAACACAUCCAUCCUGAUAGCCCACCUCAAGCUCUCACACAUCGAGCUGCGCCAGAUCCUGAUGACGAUGGAGACGGAUCGCCUGGAGCCUUCCCACAUCAAGCAGCUCCUGCUCUAUGCCCCAGAUGGGGAGGAGGUCCAGCGCUUCCAGAGCUACAAGGAGAACCCCAGCAAGCUGAGUGAGCCUGACCAGUUUGUGCUGCAGAUGCUGUCAGUCCCAGAGUACAAGAUCCGCCUGCGCAGCCUCCACUUUAAGACCACUCUGCAGGAGAAGACAGAGGAGAUCAAAGCCAGCUACGAGUGCAUCUGCAAGGCUUCUCUAGAGCUGAAAAGCAGCAAGAAGCUGGCUAAGAUCCUGGAGUUUGUGCUAGCGAUGGGAAACUACCUGAACAAUGGACAGCCCAAGACCAGCAAAACAACUGGCUUCAAAAUCAACUUCCUCACCGAGCUGAACACAACGAAGACAGUUGAUGGGAAAUCCACCUUCCUGCACAUCCUUGCCAAAUCACUUAGCCAACAUUUCCCAGAGCUCCUGGGCUUUGCCAAGGAUCUUCCCACAGUGCCGCUCGCUGCCAAAGUGAACCAGAGGGCACUCACUGCUGACCUGAAGGACCUGCACACCACUGUCAGUGACAUACAGAUGGCCUGUCAUAACAUGCCAGCCACUGCAGAGGACAGAUUUGCAAUUGUCAUGACUUCCUUCCUGGAGAGUGCCCAGCCUGCCAUGCGAUCCCUGGAUGACCUACAGCACAAGGCCAUGGAAGAGUUCAGCAAGGUGUUGUCCUUCUUCGGGGAAGACUCGAAAAUGACAACUUCUGAAGCUUUCUUUGGCAUCUUUGCAGAAUUCAUGAGCAAGUUUGAGCGGGCACUCAGCGAUGUGCAGGUCGGCGAGAGCCAGCGCAGCCCCAGGAUGACCUCACCCCUUGCCUGGUGA
Indicator indicator is the source of this 3036-nucleotide messenger RNA. RefSeq names its product Grid2 interacting protein (gene GRID2IP). The record is from RefSeq and is a predicted model, not a curated record. Gene Ontology annotation, molecular function: protein binding. The transcript is spliced from 23 exons. Bases 1 to 3036 code for a protein of 1011 amino acids. Lineage: Eukaryota; Metazoa; Chordata; Aves; Piciformes; Indicatoridae.